This is a messenger RNA of Ixodes scapularis (black-legged tick), 644 nucleotides long. RefSeq lists its product as uncharacterized. The transcript has 3 exons. The record is from RefSeq and is a predicted model, not a curated record. NCBI's taxonomy places the organism in Eukaryota, Metazoa, Arthropoda, Arachnida, Ixodida, Ixodidae. The coding region runs from base 1 to 630 and encodes 209 amino acids.
AUGACGAUAAACCGUGCCAUCGUAACCAUUCUUUGGAUUACCAGUAUAUUGUCGGAAGCAACUUCGAAAUCAGAAAACUGCGAUGUGCCUGAGAAGGAGUUGAUUGAAGGAAAAUUGCACAAACUACUCAAGCGUCUUCCAAAAGAAUACGUGGUCACAGAAACGGAAGGCUCACACCUGAUACCUGGAGCAAUCUUCUUGGGCAACACAACUAUCACUGGAAUCAACCAUCUGAAACCCGACAGGCCUUUUCAGACCUUUUGUAGGGGCGAAGACACUGUCACUCUUUUCAGCUUGAGGUCCUCCCGUACAGUGCGUGCGUUCAUACCAUGGAGUCUCUGCUCUGGCCACAACGGAACUUUGAUCAGUUCUGCAGAUUUGAUCAGAUACGAGGGAGAACUUAUCACAAGGGGCCCUGGUAACUACUCAGGGUCAAGCAUCGAGGAGUUGACCCCUGUGGUUUUGGAGCACCUCAACAUUGGAAUGACGGGCGGUGGACGUACACUGCACCUCGUCGUCCAUACAUUGGGUCUUUUGUUCUCCGGACCCCUCCGACUCCUCUGGGUGGAGCUGAUGACACAGAGCGUUCAAGACGCUUUGAAAGACACCUUACUGGAGCUGGAAUUAUAGUGCUGUGCCCCCAC